AGAGAGAGAGAGAGAGAGAGAGAGAGAGAGAGAGAGAGAUUCGUAUGGCUUUUGUCCCUGCUGCGUCAGAAUCCAUGUUUCCAAGCCAUGAAGAUAGCCAUCUUGCAUCCAUCACAAGGGGCGGGUUUUCAUCGUCGUGUGAUCCUCAAGACUUCCACGGUGUUUCCCAAUUCUUGAUGAGGAGAUCCAUGUCGUUUUCGGGGCUCGACCGGAGCGAGGAGGUGCCGAUGGAUGACGACAUGUCGGACGAUGGAUCACAACUCGGGGAGAAGAAAAAGAGACUGAAGCUAGAACAGGUGAAAGCACUGGAAAAAAGUUUUGAAUUAGGUAAUAAGCUUGAGCCUGAGAGAAAAAUGCACUUGGCUAGGGCUUUAGGAUUGCAGCCUAGGCAAAUUGCUAUAUGGUUCCAGAACAGAAGAGCAAGGUGGAAAACUAAGCAAUUAGAGAAAGAUUAUGACAUUUUGAAGAGACAAUUUCAAGCUCUCAAAGCUGAUAAUGAUAACCUCAAGACUCAGAACAGAAAACUUCAAUCUGAGUUAAUGGUUCUGAAAAAUAGAGAACCAACUGGACCACCUAUUAAUCUGAACAAAGAAAAUGAGUGUUCUAGGAGCAAUGGAAGUGAAAAUAGUCGUGACAUCAACCUAGUUACAACAAAAACCACCUUAGCUGCUGACGGCAAAUUAUAUUCUCAUCCAAGCAACAAACUGAUUUUCCCUUCAUCAACUGGACCCACAAGUUUAACACAGCUCCUUCAAAGUUCUUCAAGAGGUCCAGAUCUUCAUCAGGGCCACAAGAUUGAUCAGACGGCCACUAAUGAAGGUAUUUGCAACGUGUUCAGCGGCAUUGAUGAAAACCCAGAUUUUUGGGCAUGGCCAGAGGAGUAAAAAUUUCACGACUUAUGAUGUUUAUUUGUGUUCAAGGGAGGUAAAAAGCCUAAAAUGUUACAAUUCAGGUUUCUUUUUUCUUUUUUACUUUUCUUUUUAAUACUAUGAUAAUUUCUUGUAUCAUAUGAUUAUGAUUAAAUAAUAAAAGAUCCAUGUUACUACA
Molecule: messenger RNA, 1047 nt
Organism: Olea europaea var. sylvestris
Lineage: Eukaryota; Viridiplantae; Streptophyta; Magnoliopsida; Lamiales; Oleaceae
Product: homeobox-leucine zipper protein ATHB-13-like
Exons: 3
Coding region: 45-884 (279 amino acids)
Biological process (GO): positive regulation of DNA-templated transcription
Cellular component (GO): nucleus
Molecular function (GO): sequence-specific DNA binding; DNA-binding transcription factor activity, RNA polymerase II-specific
Source: RefSeq, a predicted model, not a curated record